Molecule: messenger RNA, 1581 nt
Organism: Colletotrichum phormii
Lineage: Eukaryota; Fungi; Ascomycota; Sordariomycetes; Glomerellales; Glomerellaceae
Product: MFS general substrate transporter
Exons: 4
Coding region: 1-1476 (491 amino acids)
Biological process (GO): transmembrane transport
Cellular component (GO): membrane
Molecular function (GO): transmembrane transporter activity
Source: RefSeq, a predicted model, not a curated record
AUGACAGAAAAAUUGCAGGAGAAGACCCAGUCCAAAAAGCCAGACUCCGCCGACGCUGCAGUCGAUCCGGACUACGAUCGGCAAGAGGAAGUCAAGCUACGAUGGAAAAUUGAUCUUCGACUCGUGCCCAUCCUAUGGCUCAACAUCACCCUCCCGGCAAUGGACAAAGUUACCCCCUCCACGGGCGCGCUGUACGGGAUGCGCGACGACUUGGGCUUGGAGGGAGAUCAAUAUGCCUGGGUGAGUUCAGCAUUCUACUUCGGCUACCUAAUCUGGUGCCUCCCCUCCUCCCAAAUCCUCCAACGCCUUCCCAUCGCAAAAUCAAUGUGCGCCGUCAUGAUAGCCUGGGGCAUAGUCCUCAUCGGCGCAGGGUUUACGCGCUCCUUUGUCCCCAUGGUCGUCACGCGCGUCUUACUCGGUGCCCUCGAGGCCCCCGUCGCGCCGGGAAAUUUUGUGAUUAUGACAAUGUGGUAUACCCGCCAAGAACAGCCCGUCCGCGCGGGGUUAUUCUACACGGGCCUUUCAACCAUCAUCACGGGGACGAUGGGCUGGGCUGUGGGGUUUAUUCCCGGCGAGAACGCCUGGCGCUCGUUCUUCUGGAUUACGGGUGGGAUUUCGAUCGUGUAUGGGGUUGUGGUGGGUGUGUUGUUACCGGAUAACCCCGUCUCUGCGGAAUUUAUCUCGGAGAGGGAGAGGUUUGUGGCCGUGGAGCGGUUGCGUGGUGAUCAGCUGGGUAUUGAGAACAAGACGUUUUCGAGGCGGCAUUUUUGUGAGACGUUGGUUGAUCCCAAGACGUGGCUCAUGUUUGCUUUCAAUGUGUGGGUGUCGAUACCCAAUGGAGGGUUGACGAACUUUGCGCCGUUGAUUGUUAAUGGGCUUGGGUUCUCGCCGCAGAGAUCGACGUUGUUGAUGAUGCCUACGGGGGUCGUGCAGACUUUGAGUAGUUAUGUUUGUAACUUUGGGGUGUUCUGGUGUGUGAGACGGUUUGGGAAAGGUGUGCAGGCGAGAGGGCUAUUUGUGGUUUGCGGAUUGCUUGUUGGGAUGGUUGCUACUGUUUUUUUGUACACUUUGCCUAUUGAUAAUUAUUCGGCAAGGUUGUGGGCUUUGUAUUGGUCUUAUUUCUAUCUUGGGCCGUAUAUUGUUGGCUUGGGCAUGAAUAGUGCCAACACGGCAGGCCACACCAAAAAGGUCACGACGAACGCUAUCGUCUUUGUGGCAUAUUGCAUCAGCAACAUCGUUGGCCCCCAAUUCUUCAAGGCGGCUCAGGCGCCGCUUUAUCCCCUCGGCAUGGGUGCCAUGCUGGUCUCGUACGCUCUGAGCAUCUUCACUAUGGGGCUUUACAUGCUGUACUGUUGGAGCGAGAACCGGAGGAGAGACCGACUGAAUAUUGCGCGGGGAGGUAGCCGAGUACAUUUGGAUUCGGACUUCAGAGACUUGACGGACCGGGAGAACGUGCAUUUCCGGUAUGUUUGGUAGUAGGAAAUCGAUUAAGCAUGCGGAAAGGUGAAAGCUUGCGAAUCCACACGAUGCUUUGUUGGCUUUCACCAGUGAUUCAGCACUGGCGAGUGACAAUGAAUCCAC